GACAGCAACCUACACUUCACCCAACAUUCACGCAUACAUCACACCCUCGCGAACCAUGUCGUCCAACCUCGAACAAUUCGAGACGCAGCCGCCCACCCACCGCGUGCACUCGCAAUCACAGCCGCUCCCGGGUGCCACCGGCGCCCCCAAUGCCGAGUCCACGAUAGACUACUCGGCGGAGAAUGUCGAGCAUGCGCGCGGCUUGGGAACGGAGAAUGACAGCCUGAAUCGACCGAGUAAGACGCAAGAGGCGAAGGAGAAGGUGGUGGAUAUGGCGCCGGGGCUUGGGUCGGGGAGGGGGCAGGGCGCGUUCGGAGAUAAGAGGGAAGACGCUGAGCAUGAGGAUAGGCCGACGGAUAUGAGGUCGGCCAACGAAGGCACUACUGUUGGAGAGCAGGAUGGUCCGGAAGGUCAUGCGAAGUUCAGUGACAAGAUGGUAGGAAAGACUCAGAAGGUCAUGGGGAAGGUGACGCGCAACGCCGAUUUGCACGAGAAAGGCCAGUUGAGGGAGGCAGGCGGCAAAGCUGCAACCCAGGAAGCUUGAGCAGAUGAUUAAAGUCACGAAGCAGUAUCCGUUGACAUCUAAUGUACGAAUAGCCAAAUUUGCGAUCAGUCC
Messenger RNA from Punctularia strigosozonata HHB-11173 SS5, 616 nucleotides. RefSeq lists its product as uncharacterized. The coding region runs from base 56 to 544 and encodes 162 amino acids. NCBI's taxonomy places the organism in Eukaryota, Fungi, Basidiomycota, Agaricomycetes, Corticiales, Punctulariaceae. The transcript is spliced from 3 exons. The record is from RefSeq and is a predicted model, not a curated record.